Hibiscus syriacus is the source of this 465-nucleotide messenger RNA. RefSeq names its product transmembrane protein 258-like. Lineage: Eukaryota; Viridiplantae; Streptophyta; Magnoliopsida; Malvales; Malvaceae. Gene Ontology annotation, cellular component: membrane-bounded organelle. Gene Ontology annotation, biological process: protein N-linked glycosylation. The record is from RefSeq and is a predicted model, not a curated record. The transcript is spliced from 4 exons. Bases 97 to 330 code for a protein of 77 amino acids.
UCCAAAACAAACCAAGGCUUGAGAUUUGGGAGUUCAGUCGGCCUAAUAAAACUCAAACAACUGCUCUAGAAGCCCGUGUCGUCCACUCAAAGAUCGAUGGCUUCUGCAAAAGCAAUAACGAGUCCAGUUCCAGAUGCGUGGUACCCAACCCUAGCCGUCUUGAUGCUCGCCGUUGGCCUUGUCCUCACCGCUUCCUUCUUCAUUUAUGAAGCAACUUCUUCUAAGCGAAACCGCAGUCUUGCAAAGGAGCUCGCCACUGGGGGAGUAGCGUCCGUCUUCCUGGGUUUCGGAUCAUUGUUUCUGCUACUCUCGGCUGGUGUUUACGUCUAAAACGAUCUCCCUAGCCGGAGUUAUGUCAUGUUAUGGAUCAUGGAUUUGACAUUGUCAUUUACAGACAUAAUUUAUCAGAUGAGGAUAGCUUCUUUGAUAACAUUUUGAUGUCACCCGUGGCAGAGUGUUCUUACU